UCAGCUCAGGGGUGUCACUAGAUUUCUGCUCCGGGGGAGGCGGCCGGUCAGCCAGUCCGCGAUCUCCGUGGCAUGAUUAGGACCCUCUCUCUUUUUUGGGAGCAAGACACAUUUGCGCCCCAACAUGCAGGAUCCUAAUGCAGACACGGAAUGGAAUGACAUCCUACGUAAAAAGGGCAUCCUUCCUCCAAAAGAGAAGAUAGAAGAGCAAAAGCAGGCAGAAGAGGAGAGGGAACAACAGAUCCUACAGCAGCAGUCAAUUGUGAAAACCUAUGAAGAUAUGACCCUAGAGGAACUAGAAGAAAAUGAAGACGAAUUCAACGAGGAAGAUGAACGUGCUGUUGAAAUGUACAGGCAGCAAAGAAUAGCUGAAUGGAAAGCGACUCAAUUAAAGAAUAAAUUUGGAGAACUUCUAGAGAUCUCAGGACAAGAUUAUGUCCAAGAAAUUACUAAAGCUGGCAAGGAUAUAUGGGUCAUAUUGCACCUUUACAAGCAGGGCAUUCCUCUCUGUGCCUUGAUAAAUCAACACUUAAAUGGACUUGCAAAGAAGUUCCCUGAGGUCAAGUUUGUCAAAGCCAUCUCUACAACUUGCAUACCCAACUACCCUGACAGAAAUCUCCCCACAAUCUUCAUCUACCUUGAAGGGGAUAUCAAGGCCCAGUUUAUUGGACCGCUGGUGUUUGGAGGGAUGAAUCUGACCAGAGAUGAAUUGGAGUGGAAGAUUUCUGAGUCGGGUGCCAUCAAGACAGACCUGGAGGAAAACCCCAGGAAACAGAUCCAGGACCAGCUGAUGUCAUCAAUUAAGUGUUCUGUUCCAACGAGGAGAGAAGAAAGUGACUCGGAAGACGACUAAGACCUCCUAUACUUGACAAUCAACCCAAUCUGUGCUUAUUCAGAAGGAGGUCUAAUUGAGUGCUGUGGGACUUUCAACUAAGGGCCAAGCUACACAUGACGAAUGACACUUCAACGGCAAGUGGAUUGAGUGGAGGGCAAGUGAACAGGAAGAAAUACACUUGCUGUUCAAGUGUCAUUCGUCAUGUGUAGCUUGGCCCUGAGAGUACUCAGGUUGCAAUCUAAAUGCAAUUGGUUGCAUUUUUAAAUAAGAAACUCUGCUUGUAUAUAAGUCUGCAGAGGAGUAAGUAAUGGAGAGCAGUGUUGUUCGAUUCAUGAUAAAAUUUUCUACAGGAAAUGGGAAGCACUGGUUAUGCACGCUCUGUGCACAGGAGUGAAUUCCUGUAGUGGAUAGUAUUUUUCUUGUUUGUCUGGUGCCACGUAGUGCUAUUGCAUUCUCCCUUCCUCCACAUGCAGACAGAUGCAGCUAUUUUGCAUGGUCAUCUUUAUUAUUUUGAAGUUAGCUCAGCUACAGUUGGGGAAAAGGCUGUGAAAUGAAACCCAAUGAUCAAAUAAUUUUUAUACGACUGUACUGAAUAUUGCAAAUACUUCAUUGUCCAUCUGCAGCUCUGGUACAUUAAUAUUGCUACCACGGUUUUUGAAUCACAGCAAUAGAAUAUAUAUUCAGGAUUACAAACUGUGUCUAUAAUUCUGAAAAUUUAGGAAGCUAAUUACAGUCUAAAGGACAAACAUAGGAUAUCAAUCUCUUUUUGAAGCUCCACUUGAGGAUAUUUUUAAAUAGUAACUUUUUUCAGUGUUUUUUUAUUUUGAUAAAUGACUAAAUUAAUUAUUGUCUUUUCCUCUUCUCUCUCCUGAACAGAGAGCCAAUAUAAUGCUGUCUUGAAUUAUAAGGGGCUAAUUUAUGACAGCUGUAACCAUAUUUUAGGUUCUCCAUAAAAGUUGUAAUAAAGAUGAUGCAUUACAGUGAAA
Messenger RNA from Eublepharis macularius, 1821 nucleotides. Its product is annotated as phosducin-like protein 3. Bases 125 to 853 code for a protein of 242 amino acids. Gene Ontology annotation, biological process: positive regulation of gene expression; angiogenesis; protein folding. The record is from RefSeq and is a predicted model, not a curated record. NCBI's taxonomy places the organism in Eukaryota, Metazoa, Chordata, Lepidosauria, Squamata, Eublepharidae. Gene Ontology annotation, cellular component: cytoplasm. The transcript is spliced from 6 exons.